AGUUCGACCAUCACUUAAAACUAAAGGUACAUGUUGCAGCAACAAAAUGAACAGGGGAAUAACACAUUUAACAGGCCUGAAUUUGCUCUUUCAGUUCGUAACCUGUUCAAGACUGGUGUGUUACUUCCCAAACUGGUCUCAGUACAGAGCAGGAACUGCUAGAUACCUUCCCGAGAAUGUGGACCCGAACUUGUGUACUCAUUUGAUCUAUGCAUUUGCUAUUAUAAACUAUGCAAAUAACAUAGCUGCAAGUGAGGGGAAUGAUGUGCCCCUUUAUUCGACCUUCAAUGCACUUAAGAACAAAAAUCCUCAGUUGAAAACCUUGUUGUCUGUCAGAGACCAAGAUUCAAGACAAUUCUCCAAUAUGUUGUCCAACUGGACAAACCGUCAGACAUUCAUCAAGUCUUCUAUAGAAUUUCUGAGGAAGUAUAACUUUGAUGGGCUGGAUUUGGACUGGGAACACAAGGGCACUCCAGAGACGCGUCCGGAAGAUAAGUUGAAAUUCACUCUUCUGUGCAAGGAACUUCUGGAGGCAUUUCUAGCAGAAGGCCAGUCACACAAAGAUGCGAGACUGAUUCUAACAGCAACUGUUUCAGCGCAGAAAGAAGUCAUUGAAAGGAGCUACAAUGUUCAAGAGAUCUCAAAGUAUUUGGACUUUAUUAAUGUCAAGACGUUUGACUUUCAUACGUUUAAAGAUGGCAUUGUGAGACAUCACAGUCCUUUGUACAGUGCUGUCCAUGACGAGGAAAAUAUUAACUCAAACACCGAUUUUGCCCUACAAUACUGGAGAUUUCAGGGAGCUCCAGCCAAGAAGUUGUUGAUGGGGUUUGCCACAUAUGGACGUUCCUUCAUCCUCACCUCCUCUCAGAAUGGAGUUGGAGCUCCGACCAAUAACUUUGCUUCUCCUGGACCUUAUACACAAGAGAUGGGCUUCUGGUCUUACUUUGAAAUAUGUCUUUUCCUGAAUGGUGGCGUAGUACAGUGGAUUGAAGACCAGAAAGUUCCUUUUUCUGUUAAAGGCAGUGACUGGGUGGGAUUUGACAAUCUGAGGAGCUUUGAGAUUAAGAUAAAAUACUUACAGGAACAUAGCUUUGGAGGUGCGUUUGUAUGGGCUCUCGACCUGGAUGACUUUUCUGGAAAUUUCUGUGGACAAGGCAAUUAUCCUUUAGUUAACAACCUGAAGAAAUGGUUAAUACUUGGAGCUUCCAUGGCUACAAGCACCAGCACUCCCAACAACACUGUUGCAACAGUUGGGAAGGGCUCUUCACCGCCAACAUGUGUGAAAACUCUCAGCUCUCUUACAGCACUGGGAAGUCAGUUCUGUACAGAUAGAUCAGAUGGACUUUAUCACAGAAUGAAUUCUCUUAACUCAUUUUAUAGCUGUACUGGAGGAAUGACAAAUAUCACGUGGUGCACCCCUGCCGUUUUAAAUCAUUCUGGAGCAACACGACCAUCACAGAUUAUCAUUUUCAUUACAUUAGGAAUGACAAGUCUCCUAACUCUCUGGCAUUGCCUUAGGGGUAACUUGCUGAUUUAAUGUAAAAACAUGGAUGGAAAGACGACUCGGCACAAGUUUUAAAAUCUCUAUUAGCAUGCAGGAUACAGUUACAGCCUGCUAUACAUGUUUUUUUAAGUCAGCAUGAAAUGGAAGUUGCGAUAGUAGUUUAUUCCCUAUUGUGAUGUGUAUCGGCGAUAUUGAAUUGUCCAUCUGGAAUUGUUGGAUGGUUUUGCUGUUUGCUAUUGCUGUGAUCUCAUGUGAGUGACAGGUUGCCUGCUUUCACAAUAUCAUCAAAGACAAGAAGAGAUGCUGCAAGAGGGGAAGUAGAGGAUUAUAGAUUAAGAGAGCACAGGGCACAUUCUUUUUUUUAAUAUAUAGACUGUGUACAGAUUUAUAAUAAAUACUGCAAUAUUUCAAAAUAAGAACAGUCAAUUUUGAUUUCAUGGUAACUUUCUGCUUUAAAAUGAGACUGAUUUACUGAUUUUAUUAUAGGCUACAAUUUGUUGUUGGUAUCAUUAAAAUGAUGUAUUACUAAGUGAGCAACAUUGUAACAAUAAAAAUCCCACAGUAUAGUGACUAUUCUAGCUAACCUGACUGCAGUAGCAAGUCAAGAUUGCCAUGAAGCCACAACACACACAACCUAAUGGGCUCCAACAGAUGAAGACCCUACCGGGUACCACUCAUCUCCACUACAAAUAGAAAAAAGAAGCUACAAUUUGCAAGUCCACACUAAAAUUGAACACUUGAAAACUAGAGAAAUGUUGCCUGGUCUGAUGAAUUUCUGUUGAGACGUUCAGAUGGUAGAGUCAGAAUUUGGUGUUUAAACAGAAUGAGAACAUGGAUUAAUUCAGUGGAUAUUGGAAUUAAUUUUACUCUUCAUUUAUUGUCUGCUGUUAAGAAAUAAAAUUAGACUUAAUCAUCUGA
Molecule: messenger RNA, 2422 nt
Organism: Pimephales promelas (fathead minnow)
Lineage: Eukaryota; Metazoa; Chordata; Actinopteri; Cypriniformes; Leuciscidae
Source: RefSeq, a predicted model, not a curated record